UACAAGUGGAUGUGGGUAGUCUAGGUGUAUCUUGCAGCAUACGACGUGAUAGAUCGUAUUCGUGGUCACAUUAAGACAUCUUGUGAGCAACUUGCGACAACUCUGAGAAUGUUUACAGUACCUACCUCUUCAGGGAGUGAGUUUUGAUAGUGGAGAAGAGUUCUUGAUCCUCGAAACAGGAGCAGCUCUUCCCAUCCUCUGAUCAAACUUGGUUGCAUCUCAUUUCCCAGUGGACGUCGUGUGAUGCUGGGAGGUGGCUAGGGAUGCUGGCAGGCAGUGCUGGUGCUGGCUGCCCAUGAUGAUCAUAGAGGAAUUGUAGUGGGCUCUUUCUGUUUGAAUGUGGAUGCUUUGUCCAGGAAGAUAACACCGUCAGCUGGUACCGUCCUGCUAUCCUGCCAACAUCAUGGACAUCCUCAAGAAGUUCAAGAGAGGAAAGAAAAGCAAUGAAGACUGCACUCAUAGAGGAAGCAGAAGUGAUGGUAGGAACAUAAUCCCGCCAGCAAGUGCGUUUAGCAUCACGGAUGACACGGUACGGAGACAUACCAGGCUCUCUACAUGUACAAGGCGACAAGAGCGGGCGACCUCUCCUUCGACGAGGGUGACCAACUGGAGAUCUUGACGGAGGAGACAGACGGCUGGUGGAUGGCCUCAAACCCUCGUACGGGUACCAGAGGAUACGUGCCUUCCAACUUCAUCAGAAAAUUAUCAUCUGUCAUGAAUAAUAAUUCUCCAGCUUCCAAAUUUUAUACCACCGCUACCACCAUCACCACCAACACCACCGCUGCCACCAUCACCACCGCUACCACCAUCACCACCAACACCACCCCUACCACCAUCACCACCCCUACCACUAGCACCAGCCCAACCAUCAAAGCUGAUAAGUACAUCGCUCUCUAUGACUACGUGGCUGUAGACAGCGAGAGCAUCUCCCUUAAGAAGGGCGAGGUGAUGGAAGUGGUGUUCCAGCCUGACAAUCACUGGUCAUAUGUCAAGGUGUUGCGGGGAAGCAGCGUCGUCAACGAAGGCUACAUCCCAACAUCUUACAUAACCAAACUCGGGGAAAACGUCAAUCAGCCGUGGUACUUUGGUAACAUGACGAGGCAGGAGGCACAUGCAUAUCUGAUGAACACUUUCAACUCUAACGGAAGUUUCCUGGUACGCAACUCUGAGUCCACAACUGGAUACUCCCUCUCAGUGUUAUUUUGCGGUACGGUGAAGCAUUACAAAGUGAAUCAAGAUACUCACUGUGCCAACGAGAUCUGUUUUAUAUCAAGUGAUAUCUGCUUCAGUUCCCUCAAGUCCCUGGUGGAACACUAUCAACACAAUGACGGCCUCUGCACCCGACUCUCUCAAUCAGGGAAGGUGGGGAGACUGUCCUGCUUACCUGCCUCUCCUGACCAUCUCUGUAACACAUUUCCUCAAAGUGGGGCAGAGGAGGCACCUCCCGAAGAAAGGACGACUAGGGAGGUAAGGGAUGUAGGUACUAGCAACCCCUGGGAGAUUCAACGUAACUCCAUCCAGCUGGUGAAGAAGCUGGGCAGCGGGCAGUACGGUGACGUGUGUCAGGGACGCUGGAACAACCAGAUGGAUGUUGCUGUCAAGACAAUGAAGCCAGAGUGCAUGGAGCUAGAGGAGUUCAUGCGUGAGGCAGAAGUAAUGCAGAAGCUGCGUCAUCCCCGCCUGGUGAAGCUGUAUGGCUUGUGUACCACACCCAGGGACCGGCCCAUCCUUAUUGUGGUGGAACUAGUCAAGAAUGGUGCGCUUCUCCAACACCUUAGGAAGAGGAAAUAUGAGAAGCAGUUGCACCCUGUUGGCGACCUCGUUAAAAUAGGGCUGCAGGUGGCCUCCGGCAUGGCGUACUUAGAGGCCCAGAAGUUCAUACACAGAGAUCUGGCUGCACGCAAUGUUCUCAUCGGUGAGGGAAUCAGCGUAAAGAUCGCUGAUUUUGGUCUGGCCAGGGUAAUUAAGGAUGACGUGUACCACCAUAACUCAAACAAUAAGAUCCCCUUCAAGUGGACAGCCCCGGAAGCCAUCAGCUUCGGACAGUUUACGUCUAAAUCAGACGUAUGGUCCUAUGGAAUCCUUUUGUUCGAAAUAGUCACCCACGGGCAGAUGCCCUACGAAGGAAUGGAUAACCAGACAGCGGUGAAGAAAAUACAACAAAGUUACCGACUACCGCAGCCAGCCUCCUGCCCCUGGGAGCUGUACAACAUCAUGUUCAGAUGUUGGAUGGAGAAUCCAGAAGCUCGUCCCAGGUUCGUCGACUUAAAGGAAGAAAUGAGCCGACUCACCACCAUAUUCUAACCUCAUUUUCUUGUGAUAUUAGCCGAUGAUUCUCUUCCUAAAUGUAUUAGAGGAUAUUAAUUUUAUGUAUUAAUUGUGAUCUCCUGGUGUGGACAUGUAAAUAACGGAGCAUCAGUUAAAAUUCACUCUCUGAUGUCCUUUUCGGCAGCUUUAGUGCCCUUUUAGUUAAUGUAAUUGUACUGUUCUUUUCUGUAAACCAAAAACAGUAAACUUUUAAAUUAUCUUUUCCGGUGAACAACCUAAACAUAAACAUCCCCCAUUAUUUUUAUGAACGACAUGGUCAGUGUUAUCACGAUAUUUCAUAGUUCAGUUGACUAAAAUAAAAAACGACCGGCUGGCAAGAGGCUAAAUAAUUUCCGAGGUCAGAAAAAUCUGCCGUCAUGUACUACCGCCAUUGGUCAUCUAACUAGAGGUACCUGAGGAGAGACGUUUAAAAUGUAAUCGUGCCGGGCUAAAAUGUGAACAAGAACUUUUAAUAGGAAAGGUGGAAGUAAUAAUACUGACUGCUGUAAGUAACACUACUAUUACUACUACUACUCAGACCAAUACUGUGCUCUGGAUAAUCAGUUGUCAGUCAUCUUGGAAUAUUUCCUGGAUUAAUGUUAACUUCACUCUGUACAUUUAGCUAUUGAACUGUAUUUGGUUGACUCUCAUUACUGAUGAUUGGUUGUCCAACUAGCUACUG
Molecule: messenger RNA, 2989 nt
Organism: Cherax quadricarinatus
Lineage: Eukaryota; Metazoa; Arthropoda; Malacostraca; Decapoda; Parastacidae
Source: RefSeq, a predicted model, not a curated record